This is a messenger RNA of Protopolystoma xenopodis, 912 nucleotides long. The record is from the annotation of a GenBank genome assembly. NCBI's taxonomy places the organism in Eukaryota, Metazoa, Platyhelminthes, Monogenea, Polystomatidea, Polystomatidae.
AUGGCAGAUGAUGAUGAUGAUGAUGAUGAUGAUGAUGAUGAUGAUGAUGAUGAUGAUGAUGCUGCGAAUUGUUUGCCCAUCCCUUGCACGGUCCACACACACUCGAUACCUGACUAUGCUUGUGCCCAUGAGGAGGCUGUAGACCGAUGCACACAACAGCACAUACACACACACACACACACACACACACUGUUGGGGCCAAAUCAAGCAGAGAGGGUGUGUGAUUCGACGAGACACUGGGUGAUGCGAGUGUGCAGAUUUGAGUGUGUGCUGGUUGCUGGGGCGUACCACUCAAUGUCCAUUCGUGUGUGGCCAAUGGCAAAGUCACUGUGAGUGUGUCUCCCGGAGGAUUGGCUGAAGCCGGUAGGUCACAGCCGCUGGCAGAGCAACAAGGACCUCGAUACGUGGCCAAUCACUGCAAUACAGUCGUGUUCAAACACAUACAAGCGUGUCGAUGCAUGCAUGCAGACCACAUCGACAAUCAGGCAAUUCGAGGUCUUCUGCACCAGAUCACAUAAUGAUUGGCUAUUGGCCACGACAACAGGACACGCUGAGGUGUUUUACAAUAGGGUUGAUGGAGGAGAUGAGAUCCAAAGGCGAGAGCAGACGAGAAACCCAAGCGUCAGUAACACUCAAGACAGUAGUCCGGAUUGGGUGUGUGAUUGCUGCGAGUUGCAGAGUCGUCUGUUUGGUAAACACUCCAAGGCACUGGAGCAGAAUAAGCACAAAACAAGGCACCUUGCUGGGCUCUCGAGGAGAAGAGCAGAGGCUGUUAAAAAUAAAAAGAAAAAAAAAGAAAAGCGGAGGCGACAACAAUAUUACAAGGAAAUGAUUGAUUUUCUACAGCAUCAUGAGACUUGCUACUCACUUGAAUCAGCGCUCAAUGACAAAAACAGCAACCAGCAAUAUUAA